AUGUUGCUCUCACUCGUUAUUUACGCAUUGCGAUGCAACGAACAGGCGAACGCGUACCGCUUCUCGUUAUCCUGGUCGCGCGUCCUGCCAACUGGGGACGUGGACGCCAUCAACCAGCCGGGUAUCGACUACUACAACAACCUCAUCAACGAGCUGCUCGCCGACGGAAUCCAGCCUCUGGUGACGAUGUACCACUUCGACCUGCCGCAAGCGCUGCAGUACCUCGGAGGCUGGCCCAACGAGUUGAUGGCCGACUACUUUGUGGAGUACGCCAGGGUUCUGUUUGAAAACUUCGGAGACAGGGUGAAGUGGUGGAUCACGUUCAACGAACCGGCCGUCUUUGCGAAUGGGUACGCGAGCGUCGGCUUCGCGCCGUCGCAGAACGCCUUCGGCAUCGGCGACUACCUGUCCACCCACACGGUGAUCAAGGCGCACGCGCGCGUCUGGCACCUGUACGACGAGCAGUACAGAGCGACACAGAACGGUAGUGUAGGAAUCACCCUUAAUAUGGGAGGUCCUGAGCCAGCUUCUAAUUCGACAGAGGAUGCAGAAGCUAGUGAAAGAGGCCGCCAGUUCCAGGUGGGCAUCUUCGCUCACCCUAUCUUCAGUGCAGAAGGGGACUACCCGGCUGUGGUGAGAGUGGACGCCAACAGCGCAGCAGAGGGGAGGCCGAGGUCGAGGUUGCCAUCCUUCACACAGGAGGAGGUGAAGUACAUCAGGGAAUGUCUGUGA
Messenger RNA from Schistocerca americana (American grasshopper), 732 nucleotides. RefSeq names its product myrosinase 1-like. Gene Ontology annotation, molecular function: beta-glucosidase activity. The record is from RefSeq and is a predicted model, not a curated record. Gene Ontology annotation, biological process: carbohydrate metabolic process. The transcript is spliced from 6 exons. Bases 1 to 732 code for a protein of 243 amino acids. NCBI's taxonomy places the organism in Eukaryota, Metazoa, Arthropoda, Insecta, Orthoptera, Acrididae.